UAUUAAAUAGAAAUUGGAUUUCUCUUAUUACUGCUGUUCUGUAAUCAUGUUUUGCAAUUUGGUUUGUUUUGGGCUUAAAUAUAGAAGUGUAUAGAGUAGUGGGUUUUCUUCAGGGAAUGAUAUGGUGGAGAGUGGAACUGGAAUAUGGUAGUGCUCUCUCUCCAUGGUCAUGGGGAUUUUUGUCAAUUGGACUGUCCAUAUUGUGGUUGGUAUCAUGGGUGUGAAGUGAUUCAACAGACAUAUUAAUUGGAUGUUCUAGGACACCCCAUCAGUGCCUUCAAAGCGCAGUAGGAAAAAUAAAUGUUUGAUGGUCGACAUUCAGUUCAGAAGUGAAGUGAUGGAUAGGAUUGUCCGAUAUGCGUGGGUUUUGUAUCAUGGAUCAUCCAUGAUAUGUCCCAUUAGAUGGAGGGACCCCAUUGGUAAGUCCCCUUGCCAAGUUUGUGGUGAUUAGGAUCUUCAAUAUUCCAAUUUCACCCACUCUGUCGUAUUGUUUUUGGUUUUCUCUAUAGUAAUAAGAGGACUUCAGUACAAGACAUAGAAAUUCUUUUUCUGUGUGUGUUUGCUUGGCUCGUGAGGCGCUAUGACCCUUGAUAGAGUGGGAUGGCAAAACAGGAUUUAUGUAGCCAACCUCAAUUAAUUGGGAUAACGCUUAGAUGAUGAUGAUGAUGAUUAUGUUGAUAUAUUUCUUUGGCCCAUGGCCAUUUCAAGAUGUAAGAAACAUAAUAUCUGAUUUUGGAAUUUCCCCUCCGUUGAAUUUUCAAAAAUUAGCGAAUUGCGGCGAUUUCGUGCUCUAUUAGAAAGACAAAGCAGAGCUCUUUUGCAUCCACAUGAGUAUCCUUCAUGAUUUUGGAAAUUCUUCUAAAAGUUGAAAUUCCAAAAUUUUGAAUUGUUUUUCUCAUGGCCUGAGCAAACAUGGCCUUGUAAGCUCAAUGGCAAUUGAGUCUCUCUCUCUCAACGUUUUGCCUCUCUUAUUCUGUUUCUCUUCUUCUCUUAAUGAUAAAUUUACUCGUUCUCAUGUCCAUGGCAUAUAUCAGCAAGAUCCAGCCAUUCAUUUGGUAGGGCUCACUGUGACCGUUCCCUAGACUGGACAUCAUGCUGAUUUACUCAUCAUGUAGGCCAUGCAUGUAUGGUGAAUAUGGACCGCGGGUCCUUUUUUUUUUUCUAAUGGUACAUUUUUCUCAUAAAGUGAGGCCAACCUGAUGAGGGGACUAUUUUGGUCUUUGGGCCAGGGCACACUCACAGUUUGCCAUGCCUGAUGAAUGUCCCAAAGCUCCCGCAUGUGUGCAAUGUUGGCUCAUGUGCUAGCAAGGAUCGGGAGUUAGGAGUUGCCUGUGGUGAAAUCAAGGCACUGAGAGCAACUGAAGUUCUGAAAGACAAGGCCGUGGUAGAGCUUAGCAAUGAACUGAGGAAAAUCGACGAGAAGCUCAGAGUAACUGAAAAUCUUCUUGAACAAAAGAAUCUUGAAAUCAAGAAAGUAGUCCGUGAGAAGAAAGAGGCAUUGGCUGCACAGUUCGCAGCGGAAGCAGCACUUCGAAGAGUUCACGUGACUCAAAAAGAUGAUGACUGCAUUCCAGUCGAGGCCGUUAUUGCGCCUCUUGAGUCCGACAUUAAAAUGUACAAAAAUGAGAUUGCUAUACUACAAGAGGAUAAGAAGGCCUUGGAACGUCUAACCAAGUCAAAAGAGGCAGCUCUACUCGAAGCCGAGAAAAUUUUGAAAAGUGCUAUGGAGAGGGCGUUGAUAGUAGAGGAAGUUCAAAACCAGAACUUUGAGCUGAAGAAGCAAAUCGAGAUCUGCCUGGAAGAGAACAGAAUUCUCGACAAAACCAAUCGUCAAAAGGUUGUCGAGGUUGAGAAGCUCAGCCAAACCAUUCGUGAACUUGAGGAGUCUAUUCUAGCAGCUGGUGGUGCUGCCAAUGCCAUACAUGAUUAUCAGCGCCAGGUUUCUGAAUUGAAUGAAGAGAAGCGGGCACUUGAGAGGGAGCUCGCACGAGUGAAAGUUUCAGCAAAUCGGGUCGCAGCUGUGGUUGCGAACGAGUGGAAGGAUGAGAACGAUAAAGUCAUGCCCGUCAAGCAAUGGCUAGAAGAGCGGAGGUUCUUGCAGGGGGAGAUACAACGACUAAGGGACAAGCUAGCAGUGUCAGAGAGAACAGCAAGGGCAGAAGCGCAACUUAAAGAUAAAGCAAGAUUGAGGCUAAAGACAUUAGAAGAAGGUUUGAAGCAUGUGUCAAGUUUCUCAGCCAAUCCCAAUGCAUCUUCUACAUCCCAACAAACAGAAAAGAAGUCUGAACAUGUCUUGGGAUUCUUACCCAAUAACGCCGGACCGAGACAGAGAUCAACAUCUCAGCCUAGACAGAGAUCAACAUCUCAGCCUAGAGCUUCUCUUGCUGUCAAUAAAAGCUCAGUAUUGCAGCAGCCGAACGUGAGGCCAGAAACUGCUGAUGCAUCUAGAAAUCUUAAACGAGUGAAUAGCUUGAAAAUGAAGUAUGCUGCAAGUGAAAAUAUGUUGAAAAAGCACUUAUGGGCUCCUAGAAAUAAAUUUGCUGAUGAUGGAAAGGAAAACACGGAAAGAAAGGUGAAUUCAGAUGCCAAUGUCCAUGGUUUUAUUCAUGAGGCAGUGGUUUCGGAACAAAUCAAGACCAAGUUUGCUAGUGACACGGACUCAGAAAAUAAGAGAGUAACAGACAGUGGCAGUGAAGAUUUAGUCUCUGGCUUUCUGUAUGAUAGGCUACAGAGAGAGGUUAUAAAUUUAAGAAAAACAUGCGAGGAGAAAGAUGGGUCUUUGAGCACCAAAGAUCAAGAAAUUAAGAUGCUCAUAAAGAAGGUUGACGCGCUGUCAAAGGCCAUGGAAAUAGAGUGUAAGAAAAUGAAAAGAGAAGCAGCAGCUAGGGAGAAGGAAAUAACGGCAGCAAAAUCGGAGGAUAAUAAACUAAGGAGCAGAAACAUGAAUAUCUCUAAGAGAGCCUUGAAACCUCAAGAAGCUUCCGGAAACUCAAGAAGCUAAGGCGAUUGUGGAAGCCUCUCUCCAUCACCUACAUCGUCUGAAUUUCAUGUUCUGUACAUAUUGAAGAGCUUAGUGAUGGUUGUUGCUUAACAAAUAAAUGUUUGGUUUAGAGAGAAAUGAUGGAUGUGAAUUUGUAAUGAUAUUUUGAAAAUUUGGUAUUGAUUUGUCAUCCGUGUGCAAGUUACAUGAAUGAAAAUCCAUCUUAUGUUUUU
This is a messenger RNA of Magnolia sinica, 3213 nucleotides long. Its product is annotated as microtubule-associated protein 70-5. NCBI's taxonomy places the organism in Eukaryota, Viridiplantae, Streptophyta, Magnoliopsida, Magnoliales, Magnoliaceae. The transcript is spliced from 11 exons. Gene Ontology annotation, biological process: cytoskeleton organization. Bases 1256 to 3001 code for a protein of 581 amino acids. The record is from RefSeq and is a predicted model, not a curated record. Gene Ontology annotation, molecular function: microtubule binding.